This is a messenger RNA of Panicum virgatum (switchgrass), 1569 nucleotides long. RefSeq names its product ureide permease 1-like. The transcript has 6 exons. Gene Ontology annotation, cellular component: membrane. The coding region runs from base 215 to 1411 and encodes 398 amino acids. Lineage: Eukaryota; Viridiplantae; Streptophyta; Magnoliopsida; Poales; Poaceae. Gene Ontology annotation, molecular function: uracil:monoatomic cation symporter activity; allantoin:proton symporter activity. Gene Ontology annotation, biological process: nitrogen compound transport. The record is from RefSeq and is a predicted model, not a curated record.
UCUGAUCUAUGAGAUAUCAUUUAAAUUGUACCUGAACUUAUAUUCUUUGUCUACUCUUCGUUAGUCAGUGUGUGUUAUGUUCAACAGGUUCACAUCGUCCUUGGGAGGUUGCAGCUAUAAAAACCAACUAGAUCCUCAUGUUUCAGGGAAAAGCAAGGUUGAAACCUUUUCCAGAGAGCCGAACUAGGUGUGUUAUUUCCUGUUUUUUGUCAGCAUGUAUAUUGUUGAGAACAAAGGUGGUGCAAUCGCCCUUAUUCUUUUUGCUAUCCUAUGUGGUGGAAGUUUUGCUCCUGCGAUGUCAUUCAUGGAGCGUAGAGGCCGUCUGCCUCAGCACAUAUAUUUGGACUACUCCAUUGCCAACUUCCUUGUGGCUGUGUUGAUUGCUUUUACAGUUGGGCAGAUUGGACACGGCAAGGUUGGUAUGCCGAAUUUCUUCACUCAGCUAAGCCAGGAUAACUGGCCUUCGGUCCUAAUUGCUAUGGCUGGUGGGCUUGCUCUCAGCCUUGGGAAUAUGAUCUGUCAGUAUGCAUGGGCAUUUGUCGGUCUAUCACUAGUGAAUAUUAUUGUGUGUUGUAUGAUUGUUGUUCUAGGCACAACUGUUAAUUAUUUCCUAGAUGGGCGAAUAAAUAGAGCCGAGUUUCUUUCCCCUGGUGUAGCUUGCUUCAUGGUUGCUGUGGUCCUCAGCUCUAUACUCCAUUCUUCUAACGCCCAGGAUAAGAAGGAAAAACUAAGCAGCUUAGGAGUCGAUUUCACUAUGCGGUUCUUCCUUUCAGAAGAACAGAAAAAGGGCUAUUGUGAUGAGAACACUGCUUCUAAUCUGGCAAAACCAGGCACUGCAGAGUUCCUUGCAGAGAUAGAGAAACGACGAUCAAUCAAGGCUGCAGGUACCAGCACGACUCGAGGCCUUGCAGUUGUAUUAUUUGCUGGCUUGUGUUUCUUCGUCUUCUCGCCGGCAUUUAACCUUGCCACCAAUGACCAGUGGCACUUGUUGAAGAAAGGGGUGCCCCAUUUGGUGGUCUAUACCGCCUUCUUCUACUUUUAUUUGUCAGGUUUUGUGAUCACGGUCUGUGUCAACAUCUGGCUUCUAUACCGGCCGAUAGCCGGUGUGCCAGCUUCAACCAUGGAAGCAUAUCUCAGGGACUGGAAUGGGAGGCAUUGGGCCCUUCUGUCGGGCCUGCUAUGUGGAUUUUGCAACGGUUUCCAGUUCAUGGGUGGGCAAGCUGCCGGAUUUGCUACAGCUGAUGCUGUCAUGGCGUCGCCACUCAUCUGCACCAUUUGGGAUAUCAUCCUUUUUGGUGAGUACCGGAGGUCAUCGAGGAAGACGUAUUUCUUGCUCACCAGCAUGCUGACCUUGUUUGUCGUCGCUAUCGGGGUUCUCUUGGCUUCAGCAGGGCAUAGAAAGACUGCUUGAGCACCACCUCUGGUUCAUCAUAAUAAUGUCACAGGAUUACUCUAUAUAUGAAGGUUAAACAUAGAACAUACAGGAAGUAAUGUGCGAUGCUUUAGGUUAAUAAACCUUGAUAUGUUACUAGAUACUAUAGGUUAUGUUGUGACACUGAACUUUUUAAU